CUACCCCUGCCCCAGGAUCAGCAGAAGAAGACGAAGAAGAGCUAACUAGCUAGCUCAUGCGGCCGAAGGAAAUGAGACUCGCCGUCGGAGUCGGAUCUCGGCGACGGCGGUUGGCCAUGCACCACUUCCUCCUCGCCACUGCUAUUUUUACAUUCCUCGGCUUGUUAAUCCUCACCUUAAGGUCCGUCGAUCCAUCCACCGACUUACCGGUCAAUGCCGCCGCCGCCACCGACAUCGAUGAAGCCCAGGCAGAGGAAGGAACACCGGGGCUAAAAAAAACAUGCGCGACGGUUCAAGAGAUGGGGGAGGUCUUUAGCAGAGGGAUUCGCGAGGAAGGCCUCAGAGUCAGGAAAAUCAUCCAUGACCACUUCGCCAUAAAUGGUGCUGCGAGAGUGAGAGAACUUGCGCCGGAAGAGUUCUGCAGACAUGGUUUUGUAUUGGGCAAAGCGUCAGAAGCAGGGUUUGGGAACGAAAUGUACAAGAUCUUAACUGGAGCUGCUCUUAGCGUCAUGUUGAACCGCUCCCUGAUAAUUGGCCAAACGAGGGGCAAGUACCCUUUUGGACAAUUCAUUUCUUACUCCAAUGUUACCUUCACAUUGAAUGAAAUCAAGCAUCUGUGGCGACGGAAUGGUUGUUUGACAAAAUACCAACGGCAUCUUGUGAUGAGAAUAGACGAUUUCCAGAAGCCUGCACGAAGCAAUGUUCUCUGUAGCAAUUGGAAGGAAUGGGAACAACCUAUUAUAUGGUUUCAGAACACAACAGAUGCUGUUGCUGCUCAGUUUUUCUUAAAGAAUAUACACAAUGAGAUGAGGAUGGCUGCCUCUGAUCUAUUUGGGAAACCAGAGGAUCUUCAUUAUCGACCAAAUGUAUUUGGUGAAUUAAUGAGAUUUCUCAUAUCUCCCUCAGCAAUUGUGGAACAGGCAGUGAAUUCAGUCCUUAAAGGCAGUCCCGACCCCGAUAUAGCCCUUCACAUGCGGAUGCUAAUGAACAGGUCUUUGAGAGCAGUUCAGGCAGCACUGGAGUGCACAAGAAAAGCUGCUGAUAAUCUUAAGCUGCUAUCGAGACCCAGAGUCGUUAUAGUUUCAGAUACACCUUCUCUGGUGAAAGAAAUUGCUCCGGACUUGAAUGAGUUUGCGGAGGUUCUUCACUUCGACUACGAACAUUUUGAAGGAAACUUAUCUGCUGGCAGCAGAGACUUUGGUAAUAGUUUAAACUUUAGAACAACAGAUUGGGGUCCAGCACCCAGGUGGGUUGCCUUCAUAGAUUUCUUUCUUGCUUCACGGGCAAAAUAUGCGGUUGUAUCUGGGGCUCACAGGCGUGUUGGGACUACCUAUGCUCAGCUGAUUGCAGCACUUGCGGCAACUAAUAGCAUUGAUGAUACUUCCGAUGCAGCUUCAAGCUUCUCCUACCUAAGUAGCUUUCAAAGUAGCUUGCUCUCAGAUGGAUUGAAGAACCAGAUUGGAUGGGGACAUGUAUGGAACAGAUUUGCAGGUCCAUUGAGCUGCCGUAACCAAUCGAACCAAUGUGCCCACACUCCAAUUCUUCCUCCAGCUUGGUGGGAUGGUCUAUGGCAGUCACCAAUUCCGCGGGAUAUCCACAAGAUGGAAGCAUUUGGCAUCGAGCUAUCUGGUUUUGGGACGUUUGAUGAACAACACCUACUUGCCUUCUGCAAGUCCAGGAAAAACUCCGUGGUAACAGUAACACUAAUAUAGAUUUUUUAUCUCCAUUCUUUUCCACUCAUCUUCCCAGGUAUCUCUUCAUCUUGUUUGCCCCCAAGGUAAAUGGCUUUUUUUUUUUGGUUGUAUUUUCUAUAAAAUCAUUUCAAAAUCCCAUAUAUUUAUUGAAAUAAAAACAAGUUUUUGGCUGAGAAAGAAUACUUGCAGUUCCUUGUCAUACUGUCAUGUCGUAUCA
Ipomoea triloba (trilobed morning glory) is the source of this 1911-nucleotide messenger RNA. RefSeq lists its product as uncharacterized. The transcript is spliced from 7 exons. Lineage: Eukaryota; Viridiplantae; Streptophyta; Magnoliopsida; Solanales; Convolvulaceae. The coding region runs from base 57 to 1712 and encodes 551 amino acids. The record is from RefSeq and is a predicted model, not a curated record.